Molecule: messenger RNA, 1713 nt
Organism: Phytophthora infestans T30-4
Lineage: Eukaryota; Oomycota; Peronosporomycetes; Peronosporales; Peronosporaceae
Exons: 2
Coding region: 1-1713 (570 amino acids)
Source: RefSeq, a predicted model, not a curated record
AUGACCAGGCUACUGCUGGUACUGACCCUCGCGCUUGCGUUGGUCUUUUGUGCACUUACGUGUGCGCAAUCCUUCACAUUUAGCAGAAAUGUAUCAGCAGUACCAACAGCAACAUCCGAGGAUAGCCUAGACGACAACUCCACCGACAGCGAUUCUUCAGACAGCUAUGACGACAGUGAUUCCUCUCUAGCCACGUUCUCUUUUAGCAACGCCUUGAACGCCACCAGCACCAUCAAGUCCACUUACAAGAACUGGGUAGGCUCCGCUCUUGGCACGGCAAAAGACACAGCAUGCUAUCGUGAGGCUCACAUUGCCAAGACGUGUCCGCAAGGAUUCGACGCCAAGCUUGGGACGUGCUGGGCGCAGUGUCCGUUUGCUUACCCCGUCGAGUGUGGCAUGGAGUGCAUCCGACAAAACGACGACUGCGCACUUGAUAUCAUCAGCAAAGUCUCUUCCGUGGGUCAGGCGGCCUUUUCCCUAGCUGCGUAUAACGUGUACGGACAGUUCAAGUUAAUGGCAAAAGGCAUGCAGAUUGCAUUCAAAUGCGCCAAAGAGAUGAUGGGAUUGGCGAAAGCGAUGUCCAAGUACACGCGAGCCGUCGAAGUGUCAGACCCGCAGACUGCUCAAGACCAGUUGCUGACGAUCUUGUACCAGACAGACAACGUAGUGUUCGACAUUCCAAUCACAAUUAUGUCGUGUCUGGGAAUCAAAGUAGAAGAUGCAUUCAAGUUCUCGGACAGACUUGUGAACACGAUUGAGCUUGUCGUGAAAGAUGUUAUUGCCAACGGAGCCCUUAUUGUUUCCAGUUGGAGUGCAUUCACAAAUUUUAUGAAGAAUAUCACGUUGGGCGAGACGAUCGAUUCGCUGGACAAGUCGGAGAUUACGUCUUUGGAGUCGGCCCUGGAAUCCGACUCAACCUGCGGAUACGACAUGAAGCGAUUGCUUGAUCGAACGUGGAUGACCGUAGCAGAACUGCGUCGACAGAACCCGAGAAUCUCCGAGGACGAUAUCCGUGUUGCUAUGAGCAAGUCGAACCUCGUGCUGUACGAUAUUCCGACUGUGACGAACAACUGCAUGCAGGAGCUACUUGACGAGUCCGACGAGGCCACAGCCUAUACGACGCGGGACACUCUGCGCAAAGGAUUUGGGGGUAUUGUAGACGACUUGAUCAGCUCAGGAACGAGUAGUAACGGCACACUUCUUACUGCGGGACAAUACGCGUACAAGAUCGCUGACAAGGCAGCAACGUUCUAUGCUGUUUGGGACAAAACGAACAUCGGUGGAGCGAUCUCCGAGUUUUUCCAGACCAUCUGUGGCCCUACAGAGUAUGUCGGUGAAAUUGAUGAUGGUAGUGCGAAAGACGCGCUGGGUCUAAAGACUGUCAAGGCGGCUUUCAAUAACAGCGCUGGCAACUGGACGAAGAAGGGUGACGGCUCUGUCAUCAUUACGUUCAAGAGUGUCGACACAAAGGAUGUGACUGUGAAUAUCAAGUCUGGAGGUAACAAGAUCGAUGAAGUGUCCGUCGCGGCGGGUAAAACUGUGACGUGGAGAUCAAAUGUGACGGUUUUGGGCGGCAAGACGUUGUUUUUUGACCGCUGGCGCCCGGGCUUCCUAGGUCUCCCUGGUACGGGCGGUGGCUCACUGCUACUGUGGGUGCCUCGAUCAACACAAGGCGGCAAUCUGCGGCUUACCGCAAUGCUCAAUGUGAGCUGA